CCGUGCGCCAUGGUCACCCACAGCAAGUUUCCCGCCGCCGGGAUGAGCCGCCCCCUGGACACCAGCCUGCGCCUCAAGACCUUCAGCUCCAAGAGCGAGUACCAGCUGGUGGUGAACGCCGUGCGUAAGCUGCAGGAGAGCGGAUUCUACUGGAGCGCAGUGACCGGCGGCGAGGCGAACCUGCUGCUCAGCGCCGAGCCCGCGGGCACCUUCCUUAUCCGCGACAGCUCGGACCAGCGCCACUUCUUCACGCUGAGCGUCAAGACCCAGUCAGGGACCAAGAACCUACGUAUCCAGUGCGAGGGGGGCAGCUUUUCGCUGCAGAGUGACCCCCGGAGCACGCAGCCAGUACCCCGAUUUGACUGUGUACUCAAGCUGGUGCACCACUACAUGCCGCCCCCGGGCGCCCCCUCCUUCUCCUUGCCACCCACGGAACCCUCCUCCGAGGUGCCGGAGCAGCCACCUGCCCAGGCGCUCCCCGGGAGUACCCCCAAGAGAGCUUACUACAUCUAUUCUGGGGGCGAGAAGAUUCCGCUGGUACUGAGCCGACCUCUCUCUUCCAACGUGGCCACUCUCCAGCAUCUCUGCAGGAAGACGGUCAACGGCCACCUGGACUCCUAUGAGAAAGUGACCCAGCUGCCUGGACCCAUUCGGGAGUUCCUGGACCAGUACGAUGCUCCACUUUAAAGAGCGAAGGGGUCAGAGGAGGGCCUGGGUCGGUCGCCUCUCCUCCGCGGCACACGGCACAAGCACAAGAAUCCAGCCCCAAUGCUCGGUAGCUCCCAGUGAGUCAGGGGCAGGUAGGCUUCUUCCUCAGGCCCCUGGCUUUGCAAAGUGGGACAGACAGGACCUGGAAUGUGUGAGGGGAGGGGAAGUUGCCACCUGCUUUCCCACCCCCCAGCUCCUCUCAAGAGGAUCCAGUUGGCCGGUGGGACAAUCGCAUUGACAAGUGACUCUCCUCACCUCCUCCCUUCCUCCACACCCCCUCUGCUUCCCCAGGGAGCAGAGGGAGGGAGGGAGGACACCUCCGAGUGUUGAACUAAUGAGAACCGCAGGGGAAUCUUCAAACUUUCCCACGGAACUUGUUUGCGCUUGGAUUUGGCUGAAUCCUGAGCAGACGCCAGGCCUGGGGGAAAGAUGGAAGAGAAGAGGGCGUGCGGAGGGCUGGCUGCAGGCUGGCCAAAGAAAUGACCACUCCACUACCCAGCCUAGGUGAGGAGUGGUGGCUCCCGGCUCUAGGGAGAGAGGCAAGGGGUGACCUGAAGAGCGCCAUUCUGGUGCCAGGCUCCUCUCCCUUGGGGCAGCUAGUGAAACCUCCCAGAGUCCUCCCGGUUGCAAAGAGUCAAUGGCAUGUGGGAGGGAGAUGGAUGGGGCUGGUCAGUUGGCCACCUUUUCCAACACCAGAGGGAGGCAGAUGAACAGAUGAGCCAUCUUGGAGCCCAGGUUUCCUUAGAGAAGAUGGGGGACUCUUUGUUUCUCCUAUGUCAGGCUGGGAGACUUGCCUUAAAUGCCCUCUGUCCCAUGGAUAGGGAUUGGCACAUGAGGAGCCAAUCACAGCCAACAGGCGGAGGAGCUGAGGGAUUCUCCAGUGGCUGCAGGCCAGAGGAAGUGGGUGCAGGGAGGAGACCCUGAGUGGUCCCUGGGAAGAAUUUGGCCAGUCCUAGGCACCGCACCUCUUGGUCAGCGGAAUCAGCCGGUCCCAGGGCCCUCCAGGUCCUGCACAGCGCUCCCUUCUCACCUGGGGUGGGGGGAGGCAGGAGGUGAUGGAGAAACCUUCAUCUGCCACUCAACAGUGGCCACUCACAGGAAUGCAGCAGCCAUGGAAUUACCUGGAACUGGUCUUGUUUAGGGGAGAAACAACCAAGUUUUCUGAGUCAGGUAUGGGGCUGGGUGGGGCAGCUGUGUGUUGGGGUGGCUUUUUCUCUCUGUGUUGUUUUGAAUAAUGUUUACAAUUUGCCUCAAUCACUUUUAUAAAGAUCCACCUCCAGUCCGCUCCUCUCCCCAUUCAGGCCUUCGAGGCUGUUUGAAGAUGCUUGAAAAACUCAACCAAAUCCCAGUUCAACUCAGACUUUGCACAUAUAUUUAUAUUUAUACUCAGAAAAGAAACAUUUCAGUAAUUUAUAAUAAAGAGCACUAUUUUUUAAUGAAAA
Molecule: messenger RNA, 2150 nt
Organism: Peromyscus maniculatus bairdii (prairie deer mouse)
Lineage: Eukaryota; Metazoa; Chordata; Mammalia; Rodentia; Cricetidae
Gene: Socs3
Product: suppressor of cytokine signaling 3
Biological process (GO): intracellular signal transduction; phosphatidylinositol phosphate biosynthetic process
Cellular component (GO): phosphatidylinositol 3-kinase complex
Molecular function (GO): 1-phosphatidylinositol-3-kinase regulator activity
Source: RefSeq, a predicted model, not a curated record